This is a messenger RNA of Oryzias latipes (Japanese medaka), 1675 nucleotides long. RefSeq names its product N-acylsphingosine amidohydrolase (acid ceramidase) 1b (gene asah1b). Lineage: Eukaryota; Metazoa; Chordata; Actinopteri; Beloniformes; Adrianichthyidae. Gene Ontology annotation, cellular component: lysosome. The record is from RefSeq and is a predicted model, not a curated record. Gene Ontology annotation, molecular function: fatty acid amide hydrolase activity; N-acylsphingosine amidohydrolase activity. Gene Ontology annotation, biological process: fatty acid metabolic process.
CGGAAACUGCUUCCGCGUUUGACAGUAAACAGAAUCUGGGCUCAAGAGUUCUGUUUUCAAACAUGGAUCACCGCACUUUCCUCGUUUUAGCGUUUUUAUUCUCCAACACAGUGUCACAGUUUGUACCGCCGUUUACAGAAGACUGUCGGACGGCCAUGUAUCCACCCAGCGGCCCCACGUUCAGAGGAGCUGUGCGUUGGUACACGGUGGACCUGGACUUGCCACCGAGCAAGAGAUGGGCCCCUCUGAUCGCAGAGAGGAAAAAUGACCUGGUCAGCAUGAUUCAAGCCAUCAAGGACAUGGCUAAUGCUUUUGUGCCCAGUGGACGGCUGAUAGAACUGGUUGACAUUGCGCUGCCUUUAAUGGCGGACACGUUACCAAGCCCGUUUGGUGAGGAAAUCAAAGGAAUUGCAGAUGCUUCAGGGGUUCCUCUUGGUGAGGUUGUCUUGUUCAAUAUUUUCUACGAGGUGUUCACAGUCUGCACCUCAGUUGUUGCAGAGGACAGCAAAGGCAACCUCCUUCAUGGUAGAAACUUAGAUUUUGGAUUAUUUCUGGGCUGGGAUGUGAAGAACAAGUCGUGGACCAUCAGUGAGAAGCUGAAGCCUCUGGUGGUGAACCUGGACUUCAAGAAAAACAACCAGACGGUCUUCAAGUCGACCAACUUUGCUGGAUAUGUGGGCAUGCUCACCGGCAUCAAGCCCCAUAUGUUCACCCUGACUAUGAAUGAGCGUUUCAGCCUUGAUGGAGGGUACAUUGGGAUCCUGGAGUGGAUCUUGGGACAAAGAGACGGGAUGUGGAUGAGCUUUCUGACUCGAACUGUUCUAGAAAAAGCAAACAGCUACGAGGAAGCUAAAAAACUUCUGGCUGAGACCAAGCUGCUCGCUCCAGCGUACUUCAUCCUCGGGGGAAACCAAACGGGGCAGGGGUGCAUCAUCACCCGCUCCAGGACACUAAGUAUUGAUGUGUUGGAGAUCGACCCAAAGCUGGACCGCUGGUACGUCCUGGAGACAAACUACGACCACUGGAAGGAGCCAUUUUUCCUGGACGACCGCAGGACUCCCGCCAUGAGAUGCAUGAACCAGACCACACAGACGAACAUCUCUGUGAGCACGCUGUAUGACAUGCUUUCAACCAAACCAAUGUUAAACAAGCUGACCACUUACACAACUCUGAUGCAAGUGUCUGAAGGGAAGCUGGAGUCAUACAUCCGGGACUGUCCGAACCCCUGCAUGCCCUGGUGAUCUAAGGAAUCCUUUGGAUCCGUUUGAGAGGCCUGACUGAUUAUGGCACAAAAAAAAAAGCUUUAACUGCACAACUAGUGAUGUGAAACUGUCAAUUAUUUGUCUUUUUUUUUUUUUUUAUAGUAGGUUUAACCUUUAAGAAUCCUUAAUCGUUUGUGCCAAAGAAACAAAACUGCCUGUAAAGAGAAUUUCGUUGUUUUUACUGUCAUUUGUUGUAUUGUUUGCUGUGGAGGCCACUGGCUGAGUGACGCUCAGAUGUUUCGUGUGAGGUUGAUCCUGUUCAGGGUCACAGAUAAUUCCAAAUAUACAGAGAUAUAAAAGUGAGAACAGUUCAAGAUCAUGUUUUUCUUUUCUACUACAUGUCGUUUAUUUCACUAAUAUUGAAAAAAGGUUGUUUCCUUAGUGUCUGAUUGAAUAAAAGUUGCCAGAUUUGA